UUAGAUACAAUUUUGUAAGAAAAUGGCUACUUCAAAUCUCUCUUCAGGGACUGAUUUUAUCCUUGAAGGGUUAACAAAACUCCCAGAGCUCCAGUUGCCACUCUUCCUCCUGUUUCUUGGAAUAUAUGUGGUCACAGUUGUGUGGAACCUGGGAAUGAUCCUGUUAAUUGCCAUUAGUUCUCAACUUCACUCUCCAAUGUAUUACUUUCUCAGUCAUUUGUCCUUCAUUGAUCUCUGCUACUCCUCUGUCAUUACCCCUAAGAUGCUGGUGAACUUUGUAUCAGAGAGGAACAUCAUCUCCUUUCCAGAGUGCAUGACUCAGCUUUAUAUGUUCAUUUCUUUGGCCAUUGCAGAAGGUUAUCUUCUAACAGCCAUGGCAUAUGACCGUUAUGUUGCUAUCUGUAGCCCACUGCUUUACAACAUUGUCAUGUCCCACAAGGUCUGCUCCAUCAUGAUGUCUGUGGUGUACUCGCUGGGUUUGUUUGGGGCCACAGUCCACACUUCCCGCAUGUCAAUGCUGUCCUUCUGUGGGUCUCAUAUUGUCAGUCAUUACUUUUGUGAUAUUCUGCCCUUGCUGACUUUAUCUUGCUCCAGCACCCAUAUCAAUAAGAUACUGCUGUUUAUUAUUGGAGGAGUUAAUACACUAGGUCCUACUCUUGCCAUUCUCAUCUCUUAUGCUUUCAUCCUCUCUAGCAUCCUCCAUAUUCGCUCCACUGAGGGCCGGUCCAAAGCCUUCGGCACCUGUAGCUCCCAUCUCAUGGCUGUGGGCAUCUUUUUUGGGUCUAUAACAUUCAUGUAUUUCAAGCCUCCUUCCAGCAAUACUAUGGACCAGGAGAAGGUGUCCUCUGUGUUCUACACCACGGUGAUUCCCAUGCUGAACCCCCUCAUCUACAGUCUCAGAAACAAGGAUGUGAAGAAUGCACUGAGAAGGGUGGUUGGGGGGAGGCAGUCAUCCUGA
Messenger RNA from Marmota flaviventris (yellow-bellied marmot), 958 nucleotides. The record is from RefSeq and is a predicted model, not a curated record. Lineage: Eukaryota; Metazoa; Chordata; Mammalia; Rodentia; Sciuridae.